This is a messenger RNA of Leptopilina heterotoma, 336 nucleotides long. RefSeq names its product histone H4-like. The transcript has a single exon. Gene Ontology annotation, biological process: nucleosome assembly. The record is from RefSeq and is a predicted model, not a curated record. Gene Ontology annotation, molecular function: DNA binding; protein heterodimerization activity; structural constituent of chromatin. NCBI's taxonomy places the organism in Eukaryota, Metazoa, Arthropoda, Insecta, Hymenoptera, Figitidae. Bases 1 to 336 code for a protein of 111 amino acids.
AUGGAAGGCUACGUAAUAGUGCAUCCUACAGGAAAGGGCAUUGGAAAAGGAGGAAAGAUUUUAAAAAGAGGAAUCAAAUACCGCAAAGUUUUCAGAGACAACAUAAGAGGAAUUACUAAAGGCGAUAUUCGUCGCUUGGCUCGUCGAGGAGGAGUGCAACGAAUUUCCGGAUUAAUCUAUGAACUUUCGCGGAAUGUUCUAAAACUGUUUUUAGAAAACGUAAUUCGCGACGCCGUUACUUUCACCGAGCAUGCCAGGAGACAAACAGUUACUGUAAUGGAUGUCGUUUAUGCUUUAAGACGUCAAGGUCGUACUCUUUAUGGUUUUGAUGGAUAA